AUGCCUUCAAACUACGAAAAGCUCUCCCGCCCUAGCGGCGAUACAACUUUGGCUGUCCCCGAAAAGGCUGCUUCCACAACGCUCACAGUCAACGAAACUCCUCGCGUCAGUACAACAUCGACGCCUCAAACAGACAAACUCAACCCCUUCGACACCGAUAUCGAAGCCAUGGUCACAAACACCCGAACAGAGUCAAACAUGCACAAAUCAUCCUGCAGCCCUCUUGCCAGCAAGACAGACUGCCAAGUUUGGCCAGGAAAGGAUCAUUGGAAGAAGCAGGCCAAGGCUGCAAAGGCAAAGAACCGCUGCACCUGUAUGGCCCACCUCAGCAAGCGCAAUCGCUGGAUUGUCAAGGGACUCAUCAUCCUUCUUGUCGUCGGAAUUGCUGUUGGUGUUGGUUUCGGUGUCAGCAAGCCACUCAACGCGCCCAUAUGGGGCGACGACAAAGAUAACAAGUAA
Messenger RNA from Fusarium venenatum, 459 nucleotides. RefSeq lists its product as uncharacterized. Lineage: Eukaryota; Fungi; Ascomycota; Sordariomycetes; Hypocreales; Nectriaceae. The record is from RefSeq and is a predicted model, not a curated record.